Armigeres subalbatus is the source of this 505-nucleotide messenger RNA. Its product is annotated as lysozyme-like. The transcript is spliced from 2 exons. Lineage: Eukaryota; Metazoa; Arthropoda; Insecta; Diptera; Culicidae. The record is from RefSeq and is a predicted model, not a curated record. Gene Ontology annotation, molecular function: lysozyme activity. Bases 15 to 446 code for a protein of 143 amino acids.
AGCGCCAAAUAAAAAUGAAGCAUUUUGCCAUAAUCACUGUUGCAAUUAUCUGCGCCGUUUUAGGGGUUGCCGAGUCCAAAACAUUCACACAAUGUGAAUUGGCUAAGCUUUUGCACAGGACGUAUAACUUCGACAAAGCCAAAGUCAACAAUUUCGUCUGUCUGGCGCAGGCAGAAAGUUCCCUCAACACGGUCAAAACACACAAGAACAGCAAUGGGUCCACCGAUUAUGGACUGUUUCAGAUCAACAAUAAGUAUUGGUGCUCAUCUGCAGGAUAUUCUUCCAGCAACGAGUGUAAACUUUCUUGCGCUGAUUUAUUAACGAACGAUAUAUCUAAAGCAGUAAGUUGCGCAAAUAAAAUAUAUGCGCGCCAUGGCUACUCCGCCUGGUAUGGAUGGAAAGCCAAAUGCAAGAGUGGUGUAAAGGACCUCUCGUCGUGCAUGUAAAUGUUCUACGAAGAUUGUAUUGAAAUCAAAUGAAAUACAACGUGUUUGAUUAUGAGUUG